AAACCCACCCCCAAAACUUUUCAUGGCCCAUGACCCAUCCAGCCGUACCUAACUAACCGUAUACAUCCGCGUGACAAACACGCUCCCCAAUCUGCAACUCCUCUAUUAUUAUACGAACCCCCUAAAUUUGUGUAGAGCGGUUGGAUUGUGGUUGCAGAAGCCAGUUAUGAAACCCUCAAUCGUCGUAAUCUCCGAUGAAGACGACGAUAACGAACCAAACUCAGAUGAAGAAUCAGAAGAAGAAGAACUAGAAUCGGAAAACGACAGCGUUUAUAGCGAUUCCGAUGAUCCGGAGUAUGAUGAUGAAAGUGAUGUUGAGAAUUCGGAUGAGGAAGAAUGCUUUGAUGAUUGCACCGACAACGGAGUUCGUCUUCGUCAAGGAAGUCACGAUUUACCGGAGCUAAGUCUUAACGAGUGUAAAGAAUACCUGCGGAAGCAUCAGUUGCGGUUAUCUGGUACCAAGGAGGAAUGCAUACAACGAAUCAAAGAGCAUGGAAGGUUAAAAGAUGGAAGGGGUGAAUUACUUUAUCCGAGAUCAUCGUUUUCCAUCAACUGCACAGGUGAUGCAUGCAAAGGAGAUGUUGUGUUGUUCAGACAAAAAGCAUGCAAGAAGCGAGGAAAUAAAGUGGGGAAAAGAACCGUUGCUGGGAGGAUAGUUAAAGAAAGUUACGGUACAUCAAAACAACAGCAUACGUUCACUGUGAGGGUUGAAGUCUUGUGGAGUAAACCGUUUAAAAGCCUUCCCCCGCUUUCCACUUUGCUAGUGAAAGGUCGCAAUCUCUACAGGUUUGGGACAUACAGACAGGCUUGGAAGAAUGAAGCCGAAAGAUUAAAAGUUCUUGGAGAGAAACACACUCGAGGGGAUGCAGCUAGAUAUACGCGAAAACGAAGGCAGACAGAAUUUGCUUCCAAUAAUGAUAAAGGUGGAAAGCGUCAAAAGUUAUCAAAUGGAGCACCAUCUCAAACUAAACACCAGACUCGAACCGAUAAACACAAGUCUGCCAAGAGGCGCGGUGCAGCCCCUGUAACGAAAAGUAUAGCAGCUCACAAUAAGGCUCAAAAGACGAAAUUUAAAACUUCAAAACAACCAACAUUUCACGGGGCGUCAUCAUCAUCAUCUGUCCCCUAUGACAGAACACCGCUACCUAAUUUGGCAUCAUCAUCAUUCGUCCCCUAUGACAGAACAUCGUUGCCUAAUUUGCCGCAUGUUGGGUUUUCAAGCUACGGUCUUUAUGACGGUGAACAACCUAGACUUAGUAAUGUUCUCGCUCGACCACCUGGUUACCACCAUUACAACUAUGGACAACCGGGUCCUAGGCAUAGGUUUGGUUGACUGUUAUAAGGGGAUCAUAUCUGCACUGGUAACGGUUUUUGGUAUGUGAAAGUUCAGAUACAAGUGUAAGUGUACAACUGCCUUUUGAAAGACAUUCUAAUGUAGUGUUAUCAUAAGAUAUUUUUUUUCUUCAGAUACAACAAGUACAACAUCUUGUUUAUAAGAUAUUCUUACAAAAAGUUGCUGUC
Helianthus annuus (common sunflower) is the source of this 1521-nucleotide messenger RNA. RefSeq names its product zinc finger CCCH domain-containing protein 62. The record is from RefSeq and is a predicted model, not a curated record. NCBI's taxonomy places the organism in Eukaryota, Viridiplantae, Streptophyta, Magnoliopsida, Asterales, Asteraceae. The coding region runs from base 167 to 1333 and encodes 388 amino acids. The transcript is spliced from 6 exons.